This is a messenger RNA of Populus nigra (black poplar), 620 nucleotides long. RefSeq lists its product as uncharacterized. Lineage: Eukaryota; Viridiplantae; Streptophyta; Magnoliopsida; Malpighiales; Salicaceae. The record is from RefSeq and is a predicted model, not a curated record. The transcript has 2 exons. Bases 164 to 355 code for a protein of 63 amino acids.
AAGUUGCUUAAGAGAGUUUUGUAAUCUCCCAUGUAUGGUUCAGGUGUAAAAGCAUUACACUCCAGGCUUUAGUUAUCGGAGCCCAGCCUUAGCCCACACUAUACUCUUACUAACUCAUUGACUAGAAAUAGAACCGAAAACAAAACAGAAUUGAAAAAGGAAAAUGGGAAAAUCAUUCACACUAGUUCAAACAGUAACCACAGCCGGAGUUUUCUCUGCCGUUUCCUACUGGUAUGGUUUCAUGUUUGGAAGAGAAUCAGCUCGGAAAGAGCUUGGAAACUUAAUUGAAGAUCUUCGCCGUGGAAAUCCGAAUUCAAUUGAAGAGAAUCAGCUCGGAAAGAGCUUGGAGACUUAAUUGAAGAUCUUCGCCGUGGAAAUCCGAAUUCAAUUGAAGAGAAUCAACUCGGAAAGAGCUUGGAGACUUAAGAGAUCCUUGGGAUUUUGACUUUUAACUCCUCCUCUUCUUCUGUGUUAUAGUGAGUUAAUUGUUUCCUGCCAUAAUUAUUUUUUUUGCUCCUUUUAUUUUUAAAGGAAAAUCUGUGCAUUGUGUAAUAUUGCUGCUGAUCUUAACAAGCAUUGGCCUAAUGUUAUUAAUUAACGCGUAGCUUUUUUUUAUUUAA